This is a messenger RNA of Symbiodinium necroappetens, 273 nucleotides long. The record is from the annotation of a GenBank genome assembly. NCBI's taxonomy places the organism in Eukaryota, Dinophyceae, Suessiales, Symbiodiniaceae.
GUGUUUGGUCGCCGUUCUCAGCUCGGCCUCAAGAAGAGCAAGAAGGAUGGGAACCGGAACGAGAAAGAUGCCAAGGCGAAGGUGGGUGAGCCAACAAAGUUGGUUCGAAAGAAGAGCCUGCGCCGCGACCGUAGCCGGCUCGUGAACAAGAAGAAGAAGGCCUCGCGAGCUCCUAAGAGGCCAACAUGCCAAGGCCACGACUCUCGCGGAGGCAAAAACUUCCUUCUUGACAAACGAAACUGGCGCUCGGUGCUUAGCAGCGGUGCCCCCUAG